Molecule: messenger RNA, 357 nt
Organism: Ostrea edulis (European flat oyster)
Lineage: Eukaryota; Metazoa; Mollusca; Bivalvia; Ostreida; Ostreidae
Exons: 4
Coding region: 39-353 (104 amino acids)
Molecular function (GO): calcium ion binding
Source: RefSeq, a predicted model, not a curated record
UCCAUCUAGACAUCUACAACUCGAUUUCGAAGACCACGAUGAAUCGCGUACUUGUUUUGUCAAUGCUGGUUUUUGUUGCGGCAGCACAGAGCGCAGAACGAUUACCCUGUAACCUGGAAGAGUAUGACAGUAACGAGGAUGGAGAGGUGUCCCAGGAGGAAUUCCUAACGGUAGCACAGAGCCAUGGACGCACAGAGGACGACUUAGUACAAAAGACCUUCGCCAUCGCUGAUACGGACGGGGACGGGUUCGUCACUACAGAUGAAUUCAAAAGAAAUGCUGCUUCCCUGUUCGCUGCUGGUAUCGUUAAAAAAUGCGCAAAAGGCCUACAUAUCCAUUUCCAUAUUUGGUAGACAG